AUGCACUCAGAAAUCGUUAUUUUAAAUGAUGGACUAAAAUUUUCCAAUCAAGCUCAUCGAUCAUUUAUAAUUUCUAUCCAUAGGAAACUUCUCCUGCAAACGGGUAUCUUGAAUUUUCGGCCACCAGUUAAUAGAUCAAAAAGUGCACCAAGGCUGGGAUCAAUAGAUGAAGAAGACGAAUUGCUGGAGAAUGAAGGACUUGCUGAAGAGCAAAGGUUAAUAAAUCAGCUAUUAAUUGAAGCUUUAAUUUUCUUCUCCUUCCAGGAUGACUUAUCGGAUAUUGAAUCACUUUGCUAUAGAAAAACUCCAAUUGGUGAUGAAGAUUGCUCGAAUAGUGUAGCUAGUACAUCAUCGUCAUGCAGUCCAUUCUCUAUUCAGGAUUCAUUAAAUUAUCACGAAGAAAUCGUGGAAGCAAAUAUUGAUGAUGGUUCUUCAAAUAAUAUGGUAAAAUUGUCAAAAACCGCAUGUAAAAUUCCAUCCACAGAACUUGAUGUACUACCAAGGAAGCCGAAUACCUACCGGAAAAAAAUUCGAAAACGUUUAUGUUCCUAUCAAGAGGAUUCAAUAAGUGAUGAGUCAGGUUAUCACGAUGUAAGUAAUUCCGAUGGCGAUCUCAAUUUAGACGAUAUAGAAUCAAACGAUGAUGAAUAUGAAGAGCAAGUAACCUUGUAUUUAUAA
Dracunculus medinensis (Guinea worm) is the source of this 678-nucleotide messenger RNA. Lineage: Eukaryota; Metazoa; Nematoda; Chromadorea; Rhabditida; Dracunculidae. The record is from the annotation of a GenBank genome assembly.